AACUUGGUCGCAAAACAUUUUGAAAUCGGCUCUGUCACCAAAGCCACAAAGACCGUCUGCGCCCAAAGCAAAAUCUAAUCCGUCGGGUCUCCGAUGGUAAGUGCAUCAAUAUAGAGCCGAUGCAGUUCCAUAAAGUACAACGAGAGCUUCUGUACACACACACCAACAAUACCUGGUAAACAUGGUUUCGAUCCUCCCGCUCAAGAAAUUUUGGGCAGUUUUGGUGGUUGUUCUGGUGCUGGCCCAAGGAGGGUGUCUAGCAACAAACAAUAAUGAGUUGAACUCUAGUGAAGAAGCCGACAGCGGUGAGGAAUCCACAGCCUUCAACCUGGAUGAGUUUCGUCUUUGCCGCAUCUCUCCUAGCCCAGUCUUGGGCCAACCAAAGGUUGAGACACCUGAGUUGGUCAUGGCAUUGGGAUACCAAUGUGCCGGAGAUGUCUACAACCAAUUCGCCACACUGAUGGAACAAGUGAUCGAACAGAGGGCAGCCAAAGGAUACAACUGGGGUAAACGCUCGACAAUCCUUGCCUCUUCUUCGGAAGGAAACAAUAAAGCCCGAUCCAUCUUGAUCAUGGGGAACUCGCAUACCCGCCAGCUAACCAGUACGUUGCUCUGUCAGUACAAGGACGAAGUCGUUGAUUCCACCAUGCUCUACCCCGUCCCAGAACAUCCUUUGCAGGGAGUUCUAAAGGUCCAGAUGAAACACAAUCUCAUUGUUUAUGCCGUUACCAAUAGUCCCUUUUUCCAUUCACUCGACUGGGAUACUAUACUACUCGAGAAUACCAUCCAACAGCCUCUCUCUUCCAUGGAUGCGAUUAUUUUGGGAAAUAUCAACGGUGCCCAUAAAUCAGCCGAAGAGGAAAAUGACGAAUCCGAGCUAACCGGAGCAGACAAGGCAAUGGCGGCACUGAUGACAGCCUUUCAAGAGACAUAUCCAGAACUGACAGUGGAUGGUGAUAUACCCGGACCAACAGUCAAGGAUGUAGCAGACAAAUACGAUGGAGGACCCAUCAUUUAUGUCUCUGCGUUUGCCAGUAGGUUUGCCGUGCGAUCCAGUGAAAUGAUGGAACAAGUGAAACACGAAACCAAUGUCCAUUUUGUAGAUGGGCGAAGGUACAUUCAUGAAAUGAAAGAGUUGCAACAGCAGAAUGAGAACGAGGAGACCCCCUCUGUCUAUGAAUGCAGCUCCGACAGUCGAGCACAAGUAGGUACCUGUAACACGGAUGUUUCCGACUCUCGGUUCAAACAAGGACAUCGAUGUACUGGGGGUCGGGGUGGGCAUCCUGAUUUGAUUGCAUGGGAUGUCAUCACCAUGCUUCGCAAGAUCUUUCGGAGUGAGGACCAAACAAGGUACUAGCUAGCUAGAUAGCUGAUUAGACUAGUUUUUCCUAUCGUUCUAUCUAGAUAGAUAGAUAUCAGUUUGAUUCGCCAAU
Molecule: messenger RNA, 1433 nt
Organism: Seminavis robusta
Lineage: Eukaryota; Bacillariophyta; Bacillariophyceae; Naviculales; Naviculaceae
Source: the annotation of a GenBank genome assembly